Messenger RNA from Chilo suppressalis (striped riceborer), 644 nucleotides. The record is from the annotation of a GenBank genome assembly. Lineage: Eukaryota; Metazoa; Arthropoda; Insecta; Lepidoptera; Crambidae.
CGGCGACAAACGAAACGAAGUAAUGUCAAAAUCAGAAAACAAGCUCAGCGCGGAGCUCUCGACUUCGCUACUGAUAAUUUUGGAACAAGGCUUAUAACUUGUGUUAGCGGCUGAUAGUGUUUCUUUUAGACUAUUAAUAUAAUUUAACCAUGUCCCGUUCAGUCCGUGCCGAAACAAGAAACCGAGUCAAAGAUGAUAUCAAAAGAGUCAUGCAAGCUGUGGAAAAAGUUCGCCAUUGGGAAAAAAAAUGGGUGACUAUUGGUGAAACUACAAUGAAAAUAUAUAAAUGGGUUCCUAUUUCAACUAGUGAGCAGAAGAAGAAACACGCGGCGAAACGAGAAAAUAAAGAAAAUACUUUGACACCAAAGAAGAUGCACGACUCUUCUAACUCCAACUUUGGCAUGGCUGAAGAUUCUAAUACAUGUUUUUCUACUGUGAGUGAUUCUCAAGGCCCUACAGAAUUUACAUCAACUCAUAUGAACUUCUCUGAAGACUCGAAUUCUCAAAGUAGUGGUACAACAACACCUGCAAAGAGGUUAAAGACUGAUUGAGGUGUUUCAUAUAAAACUGUACUUUAUGAGCAUACUGUGAAAAUGUCAAGAAUAUCAAAGACAAAACAACUAACCGUGUUAGUGGUUGAAGUG